Messenger RNA from Hyaloscypha bicolor E, 886 nucleotides. RefSeq lists its product as uncharacterized. The coding region runs from base 198 to 659 and encodes 153 amino acids. Lineage: Eukaryota; Fungi; Ascomycota; Leotiomycetes; Helotiales; Hyaloscyphaceae. The transcript is spliced from 2 exons. The record is from RefSeq and is a predicted model, not a curated record.
AUUGAGGUAGUCGAGGGACAGCGCUCUAUUCAUGUAGUCGCAGAUCAGGCUGCCGCCUGCAAGCCAUUAAUCAGUCCCGUCAGGCAUCCCAGAUGCCUUGCAGGAUUGGAACCUCUCCCAUCACCGGUUCCCUCAUACUUGCAUGGGGGCUGCAUUGCCCUACAUGAGCUCUUCCCAAUCUGCGUAGAUGGGACGCAAUGCCAGCGCAUUCUCACUCGAUUUCCCUCGCAAUCAUGUACUACGAUUCUUUCCCCAGGGCUUGCUUCCCCGGGUCUCUUCGUUUGCCACCAAGCCUAAUUCAUACCGUACUGCACAGCAAGACCAACGGAAGCUACGCCGCCCUUCUGUUCCAGGACCAUCCACUGAUGGGGCCCCCCGGUCGCACCGCCACCAUGCGUUCGAGGGGGGAAAUUGAGAUGCACAACGCCGCCGAUUCGACAAUCGCUACGAUUUCUCGGUCGCACAACAAUUACUUUUUGAAUCGGCGCACCUAUAUACUAGGCCUCUGCGCUCUGCUGCGCAAGCAGGACCGGAGGGAAUACCAGAGAAUUAGUUUGCGAGACGGUACAUGGCAAUGGGCGAGAUGGAGAUUUAUCACACUGCUUCACCACCAUCAAGCACACCAUCAAGCAACAACUGAUCCCCCCCUUGAGUUCUGAGAUGCUUUCUUCAACAUGGCUGUGCAGAGCUAGUGCGGAAGGGAGCCAGUCGGUCAGCCGCCCCAGCGAAUGGAAUGGCCGGGCCAUCACGAGGCGAACGGGUGAUCUUUCACUUUCAUGCAGCCACCUUCUGCUUCGCCUGAGAGCCUGAGGAGUGUGAGCUGUCUCCGCAUCUGCUGGGUCGCCAGGCCAAUGACUGUUCGAAGCACUGAAGUAGUGGACCUCAA